GAAAAAGAGAGAGAGAGAGAGACACAGAGAGAGCUGGGGCGGCCUGCCUGCUGGCGGGGAAGCCUCAAAGGUGCAGGCCCCGAGCCCCUCGAGAAAGGGGAGGUGGCGCCGGGGCAGGGGGGAAGCCAUGGAGCUGUGGCGGCAGUGCACCCACUGGCUGAUCCAAUGCCGCGUGCUGCCCCCGAGUCACAGGGUGACCUGGGACGGGGCUCAGGUGUGCGAGCUUGCCCAGGCCCUGCGUGAUGGCGUCCUGCUCUGCCAGCUUCUCAACAACCUGCUCCCCCAUGCCAUCAACCUCCGCGAGAUCAACCUGCGUCCCCAAAUGUCGCAGUUCUUGUGUCUUAAGAACAUUCGCACUUUCCUGUCCACCUGCUGCGACAAAUUCGGCCUCAAGCGGAAUCAGCUGUUCGAAGCCUUCGACCUGUUUGACGUGCAGGACUUUGGGAAGGUCAUCCACACCCUGUCUGCUCUGUCAUGGACGCCCAUCGCCCAGAACUCGGGGAUCAUGCCCUUCCCCACCGAUGAGGACAAUGUCGGGGACGAUGACAUUUACAGCGGCCUAUCUGACCAGAUCGACGACACGGUGGAGGAGGACGAGGACCUGUACGACUGUGUGGAGAAUGAGGAGGCGGAGGGCGACGAGAUCUACGAGGACCUGAUGCGCUCGGAGCCGCCGCCCGUGCAGGCUCAGCACAAGAUGACCGAGUACGACAAGCGCUGCUGCUGCCUGAGGGAGAUCCAGCAGACCGAGGAGAAGUACACCGACACGCUGGGCUCCAUUCAACAGUAUUUCAUGAAGCCCUUGCAACGCUUCCUCAAGCCUCAAGACAUCGAGACCAUCUUCAUCAACAUCGAGGACCUGCUUCGAAUUCACACUCAUUUCAUCAAGGAAUUGAAGGAAGCCCUGAGCAUCCCUGGAGCCCAAAGUCUCUACCAGGUCUUCAUCAAGUACAAGGAGAGGUUCCUGGUCUACGGACGAUACUGUAGCCAGGUGGAGUCAGCCAGCAAACAUCUGGACCAAGUUGCUUCAGCCCGAGAGGACGUCCAGAUGAAAUUAGAGGAAUGUUCUCAGCGUGCCAACAAUGGGAGGUUCACACUGAGGGACCUGCUGAUGGUACCCAUGCAGCGAGUACUUAAGUACCACCUACUUCUGCAGGAGCUGGUGAAACACACGCAGGAGCCGGUGGAGAAGGAGAACCUGAGACUGGCCCUGGACGCCAUGAGGGACCUGGCACAGUGUGUGAAUGAGGUCAAGAGGGACAACGAGACCCUGAGACAGAUCACCAACUUCCAGUUGUCCAUCGAGAACCUGGACCGGUCUUUGGCUAACUAUGGCCGGCCCAAGAUUGAUGGUGAGCUCAAGAUCAUUUCUUCAGAGCGACGCUCCAAGAUGGACAGGUACGCCUUCCUCCUGGACAAAGCCUUGCUCAUCUGUAAGCGCCGAGGGGACUCCUACGACCUCAAGGAUUUCGUCAGUUUGCACAGCUUCCAAGUCCGAGACGACACCUCCGGGGAACGAGACAACAAGAAGUGGGCUCACAUGUUUUUCCUGAUCGAAGAGCAAGGCGCUCAGGGCUACGAGCUCUUCUUCAAGACGCGCGAGCUGAAGAGGAAGUGGAUGGAGCAGUUUGAGAUGGCCAUCUCCAACAUCUACCCAGAGAACGCCGCGGCCAAUGGGCAUGACUUCCAGAUGUUCUCUUUCGAAGAGACCACGUCUUGCAAAGCUUGCCAGAUGUUGCUGAGAGGGACCUUCUACCAAGGCUACCGUUGCCACCGGUGCCGCACCCCUGCACACAAGGAGUGUCUGGGGAGGGUCCCUCCUUGUGGUCGCAAUGAUUUUUCAGGCACCACGAAGAAGGACAAGCUGUACCGCAGGGCUCAGGAGAAAAAGAAUGAGCUGGGUCUGCCCAAAAUGGAGGUCUGCCAGGAAUAUUAUGGGGUGCCCCCACCGCCCGGGGCCUUUGGACCCUUUCUGAGGCUCAACUCCGGCGACAUUGUGGAACUCACCAAGGCUGAAGCCGAACACAACUGGUGGGAGGGCAGAAAUACAGCAACCAAUGAAGUUGGCUGGUUUCCCUGUAACCGGGUCAAACCCUACGUCUAUGGUCCCCCUCAGGACCUGACCAGUCACCUCUGGUACGCCGGCCCGAUGGAGCGUGCUGAGGCAGAGAACAUCCUCAGCAACCGUUCUGAACGAACCUUCCUGGUGCGGCAGAGGGUGAAGGACUCGGCGGAAUUUGCCAUCAGCAUUAAGUACAAUGUUGAGGUCAAACACAUUAAAAUCAUGACAGCAGAAGGACUAUACCGGAUUACAGAGAAGAAGGCUUUCCGGGGACUUAAGGAACUGGUUGAGUUUUAUCAACAGAACUCACUCAAGGAUUGCUUCAAAUCGUUAGACACCAGCCUGCAGUUCCCCUUCAAGGAGCCUGAGAGGAGAACCAUCAGCAAAGCCCCAGCGUCGGUGGGUGGCACCAAGUAUUUCGGCACAGCCAAAGCUCGCUAUGACUUCUGCGCCCGUGACCGGUCAGAGCUGUCUCUGAAGGAAGGUGACAUCAUCAAGAUCCUUAAUAAGAAGGGACAGCAAGGCUGGUGGAGAGGAGAGAUCUAUGGCCGGGUUGGUUGGUUCCCUGCCAACUACGUGGAAGAGGACUACUCGGAGUACUGCUGAGUCCUGAGGCACCGGCAGAGAGAUGAGAAACCCAGGAUGUGUGGACAGUGGGCUAGGGCAGCAGCAGGUCCCCGGCUGCAGGUUCGAGACUUCCUGGGCCAGCACCUAGUCAUUGAGGUUCCCGGGAAAGACCCCCGGAUUAAUUUAUGAUAAACGGAUUCUCCCUCGGGGCCCUUUUGGGAAGGCUCCGGGGUCACUGCUGAAAAUAAAGUUAUGACUUUUACUUUAUGAAA
Molecule: messenger RNA, 2901 nt
Organism: Erinaceus europaeus (western European hedgehog)
Lineage: Eukaryota; Metazoa; Chordata; Mammalia; Eulipotyphla; Erinaceidae
Gene: VAV1
Product: vav guanine nucleotide exchange factor 1
Exons: 27
Coding region: 128-2668 (846 amino acids)
Biological process (GO): regulation of GTPase activity; cell migration; intracellular signal transduction
Cellular component (GO): cytoplasm
Molecular function (GO): guanyl-nucleotide exchange factor activity; protein binding
Source: RefSeq, a predicted model, not a curated record